Messenger RNA from Daphnia magna, 1648 nucleotides. RefSeq lists its product as uncharacterized. The coding region runs from base 212 to 1276 and encodes 354 amino acids. The record is from RefSeq and is a predicted model, not a curated record. NCBI's taxonomy places the organism in Eukaryota, Metazoa, Arthropoda, Branchiopoda, Diplostraca, Daphniidae. The transcript is spliced from 3 exons.
CUAGUGCUAGUCUAUAUAAGUAUAUAUGGUUGUUUAAUGUUUACAACUAAUUCAAAACGAGUCCUCUGACGAAGUUGAGGAAGUUUCGUCAAGCCAGGGCCAGGCUAAGCGAAAGAAAACUCAAGACAGUAAGUCAUCCUCAAAAAAACCAAGACAGUUUAAUCCAGAUUGGCUAAAUGAGAAUAAGCAUCCAAAAUUUGCUAAGUGGCUAAUGCUGAAACUCAAUCCACAGACUGGAGAGAAUCAAGCAUUUUGUAGAGCUUGUGCGUUGUUUUAUCAAAAUCAUAAGGGAGAUUUAGAAAAACAUGUUGACCGUACCCAACACAAACAGAAUAUGGAAAAGUUCCCAGAGUUGCUUAAGCAACAGGAUCGUUUAGCCAAUUUUGCAUCUCCACUUAGGGAUCGUAUCACUAAUCUUGAACUACGAAUUUUGGCUCAUAUAUGUGAAAAUAGUCAAUCAGUGUGUUCUGCUCAAGGAAUGCUUGAAGUGAUGCAGACAGAAGGAAAUGAUCCCAUAUUCAAGAAAGCCACAUUAGGAUAUACAAAAGCAGGCAACUUGAUAAGAGAAGGAUUUGGAAAAUUUUGUACACAACAAACAGCAAGUAAACUGAAGAACAAAUAUUUUUCCAUUAUAUUCGAUGAAACCACGGACGUGUCUAUCAAAACUAAAAUGGUUAUUGUAGUUUGCCAGUGGUGCCUUGAAAAAGGAAAGCUGCAAUUCGAUGUUCUCGAUCUAGUGGAUGUUUCUGAUGGGACUGCAGAUGGAUUGACUAACUGUAUUCUUUCAAGGCUGGAAAAACACGGAAUUCCUUCCGCACGAUUUGUUGGGUUUUCAGCUGAUACAUGCAAUGUGAAUUUUGGAAGAAUCAAAUCAGUCUCAACAUUGCUGAGAGACCGUUUCCCCAAGCUCGCAACAGUCAAAUGUACUUGUCACAACUUUCAUUUAUGUGCAAAGCACUCCUAUAAGGCCUUGCCUCCAGAACUUAUUGAACUUCUCCAUGCUAUUCCUGCCCACUUCAGCAAUAGUCGUGACAGGCGAGAUAAAUUAAAGGAGUGUCUUAGAUUUCUCAAACUUGAUGAGUUGGAAAUUCUCAAGCCCGGAGAAACGCGUUGGCUCACUUUUAAAAACUGCGCUGUCCGCAUUCUCCAACAAUAUGACGCUUUAAUUUUACAUUUCAUUUCUGAGGUUGCUGAAAACCCCACAGAAAAAUACAACAGAAUUUUGUUUCUUUUGCAAGAUCCUUUUACUAAAAUUCUUCUUGAGUUUUUAAUUUGAGUGUGUUUUAAUUGAUACAUAAACAAGAAUUAACGCUUUUCAACCUUUUAAAACGUUUUUUUGUAUUAAAAACUAAAAAAAAUUUGGUGGUGAUUUUUUGGUGUUUUUGACUUUGGCGAAUGGUGAUUUUUCCGAAAAUCUGGCAACUGUUUGGGGAUUUCGACUACCAAGCAAGUGGGCACACUGAGUGUGGCUUCGGAUAUUUUAUCAGCAAAACGCGCCGCCAUGAAACCAGAUCUCUUCAUCAACUUGAUGCUUAUCAAGUGCAACGCAGGGCUUAAAGUUAGUUUACGUGAUGCUGUGUAAAACUGUAAACUAAAAGUAAGACUGUCAUGCAAUACAAUGCAGAAAUUCAACAAUUUAUCGACUCAA